Messenger RNA from Python bivittatus (Burmese python), 2344 nucleotides. It is a transcript of the gene TAS1R3, whose product is annotated as taste 1 receptor member 3. The record is from RefSeq and is a predicted model, not a curated record. Lineage: Eukaryota; Metazoa; Chordata; Lepidosauria; Squamata; Pythonidae. Gene Ontology annotation, molecular function: G protein-coupled receptor activity; sweet taste receptor activity. Gene Ontology annotation, cellular component: plasma membrane. Gene Ontology annotation, biological process: sensory perception of umami taste; sensory perception of sweet taste; G protein-coupled receptor signaling pathway.
CAGCUGGCUGGAUCUGGGCUCUGGGAAUGAAGUUUGCCAUCGAAGAAAUCAACAACUCCACAACGCUGCUGCCGGGGAUCGUGCUGGGCUAUGACAUUUACGACAACUGCAUGGCACCCAGGCUGACACUUCAACCCAGCCUGCUGUUUCUCGCCAAAGCUGGCACUAGCAGCCUCGGGGUCCUGUGUGACUACGCAGGCUACCAAACGCGUGUGAUGGCUGUCGUAGGGCCUCACAGCUCAGAGCUCUGCACGGUGACGGCCAGGCUGUUUAGCCUCUUUCUGAUGCCACAGGUCAGCUAUGGUGCCACCACCGAAAAGCUGAACAAUGAGGGGCUCUACCCCUCUUUCUUCCGGUCAGUGCCCAGUGACAAAAGUCAGCUGGAAGCUAUGAUGCAGCUCCUGGUGGUCUUCCAGUGGAACUGGAUCUCUGUGGUGGCCAGCGAUGAUGGAUAUGGCCGCGAAGGCCUCAGCCUCUUAUCCUCCAUGGUGGCCAACAAAAGCAUCUGUGUCGCCUACGAGGGGCUGAUCCCCUCAGAAAUCUUGGAGCCCGGUUAUCCAGAGCGGCUGAAGCAGAUGAUCCAGGCAAUCAAUGAAACCAACGUCAACGUUGUCAUCUUGUUUUCCAGUGACCAGGCGGCUCGAGCCCUCUUUCAAAUGUGGGUCAGGUUAGGCUUGGGCAAGAAGGUGUGGAUAGGCACCCAAACCUGGGUAGUGUCUGAUGCUGUCACCACCCUGCACCACAUCCGCUCCAUCGGGACAGUCAUUGGCUUUGUCAUCAAGGGGGGAGAGGUCCCUGGCUUCCAAGAGUACGUCCACAACCUCUUAGACCUGACCCAGGGGGACAGCUUCUGCCAGGCAUCUCAGGCACAAGCGGAAGCGAUGAGUGCCGACAUUCAGGGGCCACCGUGUGAGCAGUGCAACCAUGUUUUGUAUCAAAAUAUCACAGCAGUGUUGGAUCACCACCAGACGUUUGCUGUGUAUGUCGCUGUGCACAGCGUAGCACAUGCGCUCCACGAACUGCUGCGUUGCCAGAGCGGGCACUGUAGGAAGAGUAACCUCAAGCCUGGUGAGCUGAUUAACGAGCUGAGGAAGGUGAAUUUCAGCAUUGGCAACCAGGCGUUCCAUUUCAACCAGGACCGCAGCAUCGACUUGGGCUAUAAAGUCAUUUGGUGGCACUGGCGAGACAGCAGGAUUGAGCCCAUCAUCUUGGGACAUUUCAACCAAACGUUGCACAUCAACAAAUCCCUGGUUCAGUUUCACACCCCAGAUCAAACGGUGCCUCCAUCCGAGUGCCUUACUACGUGUCCACCUGGGCAGAUCCGUCAGAUAAAGGGGUUCCACCUCUGCUGUUACGACUGCAUUGACUGUGAGAAAGGCACGUUCUCCAGUUCCACAGAUGACUCCACUUGCAGUCCCUGCCCUGAGCACCAGUGGUCUCCCCCACGCAGCACCCGGUGCUACAGCCGCAGCGAGAAGUACCUCUCCUGGUCCGAACCCUUGGUUGUCGCCUUGCUGAGUCUGCUGAUCCUCACCUUUGCUCUCACCUGUCUGGCGGGGGGGCUCUUCCUGAGAUACCUCCAGACCCCUGCAGCACAGGCCACAGGGGGAACCACGUGUCUUCUGGCCCUCUUCAGUCUCGCCUUGAUGGGACUCAGCUCCACCCUCUAUGUUGGGAAGCCCAGUACGACCACUUGCCUCCUGCAGCAACCCAUUUGUGCUCUCUGCCUCAACGCUUGCUUCUCCACCAUCGCUGUCAAAGCCUUCCAGAUCAUGCUGGCCAAUGACUUUGGAGACAGCCGCCCAAACGCCCUGCACUUUCUUGCACGGAGGCGGCCGUGGGCCGUGGUGGCCUGGUGCUUCCUGGUUGAAAUCUUGCUCUGCACCGGGUACCUCUAUGCUUCGCCGUCUCUCCUGGUCAAAAACUACAAACUCUUCUCCUCCCAAGUCCUCCUCCAGUGCAAAAUCCAGUCCUGGGCUGCUUUUGCCAUAAUCCACGGCCACAACAGCUUCCUGGCAUUUAUCUCUUUCCUCUGCACCUUUAUGGUGCCAGUUUCCCCGAAGCAUUACAACCUUGCGAGAGGCAUCACCUUUGCCGCCGUCACCUACUUCAUUACCCUGGUGGUCUUCAUACCCACCUACGCUUCCGUGAAGGAAGACACCCAGCCAGCUGUGCAGAUGGGCGCCAUGCUGCUCUGCAUAGUAGGCUUGCUGGCCACUUACUACCUCCCCAAAUGUUAUAUUUUCUAUUUGAAGCCAGAGCAGAACAGGCUAGACUAUUUUCAAGAUUACACCAAAGAGAGGCAGCAAGAGCAGAAAUCCCAAGAUUAGCUGCUGGGAUGUUC